UAUUAGGGGCUUCGACGUGGCAAGACUGUACGUGAAGCGGAAGUGUAUACACUAUAAGUUUUCGGAACUUAAUUAUACAGACAUGGCUGGCUGGGCGGGUUUCUCCGACGAAGAACUCAGGAGUUUAAAGACACAAAAAGAACUACCUCAUUCUGUUGCUCGUCCUCGGAAACAGCCUUCUGCAGCUUUAAGUAGACAGCAAAUCCAAAGAAGGAAGGCCUUACAAGCACAAAAUGAAAUAUUAGUGAAGCAAGAUGGGGCCCUUUCUACCAAGUCUGUACCCUCUAGUAUUGGAGAAAGCCAAGAUAAGGUGAAAGCUGGUUCUCAGGAUCUGUGUACCAGCGGGGAUUCCCAAGAACUCGGAACAGAACAAAAUGAGGAGAUAACGAAAAAGGAGUUGGAAUUGAAACAUAAACCUGGUCUGGGUCAGCUUCAGCUGGAACAAAGAUUGAUAGAAGAGAAGAAUAAACGAAAGAGAGCUCUUCUUGCAAAAGCCAUUGCUGAGAGGUCCAAAAAAACCCAGGCAGAAGCGAUCAAACUAAAGAGGAUCCAGAAGCAGUUGCAAGCCUUGGAUGACCUGGUCUCAACAGACAUUGGCAUUUUACGUAACCGGAUUGAUCAGGCAUGUGUGGAGUUUUCACACGCCAAGAAACGGUUUGAUAAAGCGGAGUCUGAGUACAUAUCAGCCAAGCUAGAUCUACACAAGAAGACUGAGAUUAAGGAACAGUUGACAGAACAUCUAUGUACCAUCAUACAGGAGAAUGAAAUUCGUAAAGCUAAGAAGUUAGAGGAACUUAUGCAGCAGCUAGAAGUUGAAACUGAUGAGGAACAACUGGAAUUGGAGAUUGAGGUGGAGCGACUGUUGCAACAUCAAGAGGCUGAGCCACAAACGCAGUUACUAGCACCUCAAGAGGAAAAAAGCCGAAAUCAUGAAGAAAAUAUUCAGACCUCCAGCGAAAAAGAUACAAGUAAAGACAACAUUUUUACACAAUCUGAACACUGUAAAUCUAUUGACCAGAAGCAUAAUGUACAAGAGAAUAAGUCUGCUCCAGGUGGACAAGUUACAAUUACUUGAAAAUCCAGACUACCUUGUUUUUAAAUAUGUGAAGUUUAAUUUUUUUAUUUCUGAAAAUAAAACUGACUUUCUCAAUCGUAUAUAACACUACAAAGUAGUAGUUGUGUAUGAUGUAUGCAACUGCUGUUUUGAUCCUUACUAAUUAUAAUAUGCACUUUUACAUUUGGAAAUAAAGGUAUGAUUUAUAGUGG
Spea bombifrons (plains spadefoot toad) is the source of this 1266-nucleotide messenger RNA. RefSeq names its product golgin, RAB6 interacting (gene GORAB). The coding region runs from base 83 to 1075 and encodes 330 amino acids. Gene Ontology annotation, biological process: non-motile cilium assembly. The transcript has 5 exons. NCBI's taxonomy places the organism in Eukaryota, Metazoa, Chordata, Amphibia, Anura, Pelobatidae. The record is from RefSeq and is a predicted model, not a curated record.